AUGCAGUGGACAACGGAUCUGCGGCGAAACUCAGACCAACCAUCUGAUAUUGACAAUCAAUUAGUGAUGAAACUCAGACCGACUAAGAAAAUUACCAAACAGUCCCGGAAAUCCUACUUACAAUGGAAAGGAUACAUAUUCAUAAGUAUCAUUGUGUCUACUGGUGAGAAUUACAACAGCUUGAUUCUAUCGAAAUCAUCAGCGAUCGUUGAAGGACUUGAAGAACAACCAAUAGAAUUUUCCAAAGAAAAAGUUAAACUUGUUGAAAUAGCAUUGCAAAGCUCAACUGUUCCCUUUGUUGAUGAAGAAUGGCCUUCAUUGACUUUAAAGUGA
Molecule: messenger RNA, 333 nt
Organism: Ascoidea rubescens DSM 1968
Lineage: Eukaryota; Fungi; Ascomycota; Saccharomycetes; Ascoideales; Ascoideaceae
Exons: 1
Coding region: 1-333 (110 amino acids)
Source: RefSeq, a predicted model, not a curated record